Messenger RNA from Torulaspora delbrueckii, 3462 nucleotides. It is a transcript of the gene KCC4, whose product is annotated as serine/threonine protein kinase. Gene Ontology annotation, molecular function: protein serine/threonine kinase activity; ATP binding. Gene Ontology annotation, cellular component: cytoplasm. Lineage: Eukaryota; Fungi; Ascomycota; Saccharomycetes; Saccharomycetales; Saccharomycetaceae. Gene Ontology annotation, biological process: intracellular signal transduction; protein phosphorylation. The transcript has a single exon. The coding region runs from base 1 to 3462 and encodes 1153 amino acids. The record is from RefSeq and is a predicted model, not a curated record.
AUGGCCGCUAUGAGCAACAGGAGCGUACCCACCGUUAAGGGGAACAAGAUUGGGCCUUGGAAAUUGGGCGAAACGCUCGGUUUGGGGAGUACUGGUAAAGUGCAAUUGGCGUAUGAUGAGUCCACGAAUCAACAAGCUGCUAUUAAAGUCAUAUCGAAGGCCAUUUUCAACGUCAAGGGCUCAGUGAAGGAUAGUUCUGUAGCUGCUUCUACACCAGAUUCUUUGCCCUAUGGGAUCGAGAGAGAAAUUAUUAUUAUGAAAUUACUAAAUCAUCCUAAUGUGCUGAGGUUGUACGACGUUUGGGAGACUAAUUCAAAUCUUUAUAUGGUAUUAGAGUAUGCGCAAAAGGGUGAAUUGUUCAAUCUGCUUGUGGAACGCGGACCUUUGCCUGAAAAGGAGGCUAUACGAUUCUUUCGACAAAUUGUGAUCGGUAUCUCUUACUGUCAUGCGCUCGGGAUAGUACAUCGUGAUUUGAAGCCUGAGAACUUGUUGCUUGAUCAUAAAUUCAAUAUAAAGAUCGCGGAUUUUGGGAUGGCAGCUUUAGAGACAGAAGAUAAAUUGCUUGAAACCUCGUGCGGUUCUCCACAUUACGCUGCACCUGAGAUCGUCUCGGGGAUUCCUUAUCAUGGUUUUGCUAGUGAUGUGUGGUCCUGUGGUGUUAUUCUAUUCGCUCUGCUUACUGGUAGGUUACCUUUUGAUGACGAGGACGGUAAUAUUAGAAAUUUGCUAUUACAAGUGCAAAGCGGGAGAUAUGAAAUGCCAGGUGAUGAUGAAAUUUCGCCAGAUGCACAGGACCUAAUAGCCAGAAUCUUGACUGUAGACCCUGAGCAAAGAAUCAAGGCUAGAGAUAUCCUAAAACAUCCGCUGUUACAAAAAUACCCAAGUAUCAAUGACUCAAAGAGUAUUAGGAAUCUGCCACGUGAAGAUACAUAUUUACAUCCACUGUCUGAAGGUGAGUCUGCAGAGAUAGACGAAAAUAUCUUGCAAAAUUUGGUGGUUCUAUGGCACGGAAGAGAACAACUUGAAAUCAUCAACAAGUUAAGAGAACCGGGCGCAAACGCUGAAAAGACGCUGUAUGCGCUAUUGGACAGAUUUAAAAGUGAUACAGAAAACGAUAGCGUGAAACAUCCACAGUCGAAAAAGAGAGUAUCGCAAAUUAACCCUGUUCGACAACCAACCACUAAGAAAGCUCCUUCGAAGCCUCAGACAAACGCAUCGCCAAAGAGACGCAAUCGCACUUCAAUGAUAAGCGUUUCUUCUUCACACAAGAGACCCGUGUCAUUCAACAAAUUAUCAAAUGUUGUGAGUCCCGGAAGCGUUCCUUCAAGCAACUCAAAUACCCCAUCCAAGAGAGUCUCCGUCAAUCUAUCCUCGAACAAGAGACUGUCAGCUGUAUAUACCAAUAGUGGAUCACCCACACCUGCUUCUCGUCAUAAAAGAGUCUCGAUAGUAGACUUGGAAAGAGAAAGAGAAAAUGAUACCCCACCUGUCCCAAUAGAGAUGUUGAAAGAUUACAGUAGUACCGCUAAGCAAAAGAGAUUGUCAAGGAAUAACAUGAGACUCUCUUUUAAGCCUUCUAACAAACGAGGCUCUAUCACUACCAAAUUAAUCUCCACAUACGCUAAAUUGUCCGAGGAUGAUGACUGGGAAUACAUAGAGAAGGAGACAAAAAGGACCAGCUCUGACUUUGCAACUUUGUGUGAUCAAAUCUUUGAGCAUGAAAAGUUCGAACAAAUAAGAAGGGAAAAGGAAGAGUUGGAAAGAAAAGUUAGAGAGACAAAGGAGCGUGAAGAAAGGGAAAGAAGAGAAAAAGAGAUAGAGGAAAAAAGGAAGAUCCAGGAGAAGCAGGACUUGGAGAGAAGGCAGCUGGAGAUCCAAAGGCAAAUGGAUGAAGAAGUAGCCAAUCUCGGGAAGGAGCUUCAGGGUGGAAUGAACGCAGAUCAAGAUGCCGAUGAAGGGGAUGAACAUGGGGCAGUGAACGGUAGAUCGGUUUCGGAACCCCUGCAGAAAAAAUCCGCAGAUCCUAUGGCCGAUUUGCAGGCAAAUAUCGACGAUCUGUUGCGUCAAAGAACUUUUUCUUUGCAAACAAGGCCAGUUUCCAGACUGGAUCCCGGUGUAUUUAGUUCUGACUCGAGCGAAAAAGAUCAAUAUACUGGUUCGGAGGAUAGGGCUAAGUUGAACAAUGACAAGAUUAUCUUGGAAACAAUUAGACGAUCUAAAUUCUUGGGUUCAUCAUUUGAUAUCAACAAAGAGUUGAAGCGAGCCGCUGACAACGAGGCUAAGAAACAAAGGCAGUCGAAAGCGACAUCGGAUAGAAUCAUUUCGACUACGAAUGAUGAAUAUGAGACUCAAAUUCUUCCAAAAAAUGCUACAGCUUCUGCACCUUUGAAAGACCACAAUCAUCAAGCGGAACCAAGAAAGAUUUCUGAUAUCAAGGUCCCACAGUUCACUAGAAAAUCUCGCCAGUUUGGCGAUUCAAACAAACGGCUCUCUGUGUUGUCAAUGUAUUCUUCGAAACAAUCUUACACCAAUUUGGCAGAUCUGUUGAAUGAAGAGGCAUCCAAUGCCAAAGGGAAUAGGGAUUCACCAAACGAUCAAAGCGGUCAUGAGCCCGAGUUUUUGUUUGAGAACGUACAAGAGGAUGGUGAGGUUACUGGUGAUAGUUCUCAUGAUGGGCGUCUUUACGAAGUUCCUGAAGAUUCUAACAUGACGAAGGAAAAAUUGAAACUGAACUUUGCCGAUAGAUUCAAAACCUCUAACGGAGAGGACCGCACCGCGGAAGACAAGAACGUAAGGUUGCCAACAUUACCACCUCUGGACGGCAAGGAGGCUAAAGGUCUAGGGAUUUACCAGUCAUCUAGUGAGUCUUUGCCAGAACCUGCUCAGCAUAAUGUUAAAUCCAUGAUUCAAAAUGAUGAGAACCAGCCAAGUGAAACCGCGGAGGUGUUAUCAAUAAAAGAAGAUAAUGCGCAAGUAGAGAGGCAACAAGAAGCUCCAUUGAAUGCCUCGAUACCGAAACACAGAACAGAUGGUGCGCAAAAGUCUGAGAGAAUGCCUUCAAAAGAAGGGUCAGAGAAGAAGAGAAAUACUUCCUUCUUCAGAAAGUUCUCCAAAUCAUCAAACGAAAAGACAAAUGGGGAAUUCGAUGCAGAGUUAUACGCCAGCGUCGCCGCUAAGCAAUUGUUCAACGGAUUACAAAACUUAUUACAAGGUUGGAAAAAGUAUGGCCUCAAAGGUGUCAAAUCGAUGCCUGACAAAUUGACGCUGACGGGGAAACUCUCGAGUGAAAACAUUCUAUCUCUAAGAUCCACCUUGUUUGAGAUGGUUGUUUGGUCUCGUGGAAAAGGAAGUAUUGUAGGAUUCAGAAAGAAAAGUGGUUCUACUAAGACUCUAAAAAGAUUGGUGAGCGAGAUUGAGAAAGUUCUGUUAAAGGAAAGAGUUCUGACAAAAGAGAGCUCCUAA